Molecule: messenger RNA, 3164 nt
Organism: Pan troglodytes (chimpanzee)
Lineage: Eukaryota; Metazoa; Chordata; Mammalia; Primates; Hominidae
Product: nuclear pore complex-interacting protein family member A7-like
Exons: 10
Coding region: 1162-3006 (614 amino acids)
Source: RefSeq, a predicted model, not a curated record
CCACUGCCCUGGCAUCACCCAGCUGUGUUCGGCAGCCUGAACCCCAUCUGUGGGGAUGUGAGGAGGAAAAUACAAAAGUCCUUAGGUGAACACUGAGAAGGCAGAUGCAGCAGAAGCCUCCAGGCUGGAACUACCCAGUCUUGGACCUAUGGUGGAGAUAGAGCAUAGCUGGCGAUCAUGAGUACUUACACUGUAAGGUCACCUGGUUGCACUAUGGCCUCAUCUGUGGCUCUGAAAAUGAAGAUUUGGAAGGAGAUCAUCACAGCUAAUGUUUAACAAGCCCCUCCUGUGUGCCAAAUCAUUCACCCCUCACAACAACCGAAUGAGCUAAGGAUUCUCGUUAUAUAUAGUUUAUGGAGAAGGAAGUGCAGACAUAAAGAGGUGAAUUAUCUUACCCAGAUCACACAGCUGAUAAGUGGUGGAGGCAGAAUAGAAUCUAAACAGUGUGGCUCCGGAGCCCACAUGCAUUGAUUCGACAAGUGUUUAUUGAGCACCUGCCACGGACAAGGCCUUGUGUGAUUAAAUAGGGUUAUAAUUAGUAAUAUAAAAAUGAGAAAUCACUAAUGCUUUUUAGACUUAACAUUUUCUUUUUUUGUAGGUUUCAGGCACAGAACUGUAUAUCCAAUAAUAGUGAAAUGGAUCCCACUAAUUAUGACCGAAAUGAUGAUACAUUUAAAUGACUUGGAUGUUUUAUAGGUAUGAUCUCGUGAAACCUUGAGAGAAACUGAAUGAUGAAUGAAACUAUUGUUCCUGUUUCACACAGAAGAAAACUGAGUUCCUGUCCCAUGACCAGGGCCAGCUCACCAAGGAGCUGCAGCAGCACGUAAAGUCAGUGACAUGCCCAUGCGAGUACCUGAGGAAGGUUGAUGGGCGGAUGGCUACAUGGAUGUGAUGGAGAUGGUUUACUAUCGGGACCUUCCGUAUCCUGCUGAUGCUUUGUUGCUUAGGAUAUGAAUGGCUGAGCGGAGGCUAUAAAACCUGGCACUCUGCUUGGGUAUGAGGUUCUUCCUGCCAUCCUGCCAUCAUUUGUUUUUUAUGUUUUGUCGCCAAAAGUGACCUUGAGGAACCCUGGGAGCUCAGGAAGGAAGGAGCGCCCAGAAGCAGGGACAGGGAGCUGGUUGGGGAGGACCAGAAAUCAGGGCGCCCUGAAAGGACCAGGACAUGCGGGUGCGGUGGAUGCUCUUUUGGCUCCUCUUUUGGCUCCUGCUGGAAUUUAUCAGCCAUCAGUGCAUCUCUGUUAUCAAUAUUCUGGCUGACCAUCAUCAUCGUGGGACUGACUUUGGUGGAAGUCCUUGGUUAGGUAUCAUUAUUGAAUUUCUGAGAAGUUAUAAAGUUGUCAUUACCCUCUGGACAGUUUACCUUUGGUUGUCUUUCCUGAAGACUAUCUUCCAGUCUGAAAAUGGACAUGAUGGAUCCACAGAUGUACAGCAGAGAGCCAGGAGGUCCAACCGCCGUAGACAGGAAGGAAAUAAAAUUGGCCGGAAAGACGCCAUUACUCUACGGAGACAUGUGAAAAGAAAAGUUAGAGAUAAAAUCCAUAAGAUGAAGGUGACACCGAAAAUCAACCAUCAUGACAAAAUCAAUGGAAAGAGGAAGACCGCCAAAAAACAGAAAACGUAUCAACCUGCGCAAGAGUUGCGGCGGCGGGCAGAGGACUACCACAAAUGCAAAAUCCCCCCUUCUGCAAGAAAGCCUCUUUGCAACUGGGUCAGAAUGGCGGCAGCGGAGCAUCGUCAUUCUUCAGGAUUGCCCCACUGGCCCUACCUCACAGCUGAAACUUUAAAAAACAGGAUGGGCCACCAGCCACCUCCUCCAACUCAACAACGUUCUAUAACUGAAAACUCCCUGAGCCUCAAGACACCUCCCGAGUGUCCGCUCCAUCCCCUUCCACCCUCAGCGGAUGAUAAUCUCAAGACGCCUCCCGAGUGUCUCAUCACUCUUCUUCCACCCUCAGCUCCACCCUCAGCUCCACCCUCAGCGGAUUAUCAUCUCAACAGGCCUGCCGAGUGUCUGCUCUAUCCCCCUCCACCCUCAGCGGAUGAUAAUCUCAAGACACCUCCCGAGUGUCUCAUCACUCCCCUUCCACCCUCAGCUCCACCCUCAGCUCCACCCUCACCUCCACCCUCACCUCCACCCUCAGCUCCACCCUCACCUCCACCCUCACCUCCACCCUCAGCUCCACCCUCACCUCCACCCUCAGCUCCACCCUCACCUCCACCCUCAGCUCCACCCUCACCUCCACCCUCAGCGGAUUAUAAUCUCAACAGGCCUGCCGAGUGUCUGCUCUAUCCCCCUCCACCCUCAGCGGAUGAUAAUCUCAAGACACCUCCCGAGUGUCUCAUCACUCCCCUUCCACCCUCACCUCCACCCUCAGCUCCACCCUCAGCUCCACCCUCACCUCCACCCUCACCUCCACCCUCAGCUCCACCCUCACCUCCACCCUCAGCUCCACCCUCAGCUCCACCCUCAGCUCCACCCUCACCUCCACCCUCAGCUCCACCCUCACCUCCACCCUCAGCUCCACCCUCACCUCCACCCUCACCUCCACCCUCACCUCCACCCUCACCUCCACCCUCAGCUCCACCCUCACCUCCACCCUCAGCGGAUGAUCAUCUCAAGACACCUCCCUUAGCUACUCAGGAGGCUGAGGCAGAAAAACCACCCAAACCCAGGAGGCCGAGGGCCGAUGACGUGGACCCAUCAUCGCCCGAACCCAAGAGGCGGAGGGCCGAUGACGUGGACCCAUCAUCAUCCACACCCAAGAGGCGGAGGGCCGAUGACGUGGACCCAUCAUCGCCCAAACCCAAGAGGCGGAGGGCCGAUGACGUGGACCCAUCAUCAUCCACACCCAAGAGGCGGAGGGCCGAUGACGUGGACCCAUCAUCACGCAAACCCAAGAGGCGGAGGGCCGAUGACGUGGACCCAUCAUCAUCCAAAGCCAAGAGGCGGAGGGCCGAUGACGUGGAACCGUCAUCACGCAAACCCAAGAGGCGGAGGUUGAGUUAGCUGAGAACAGGCCAUUGCACUCAAGCCUGAGCAAUAAGAAUAAAAUUGAGUAGAACAAAAUAAAAAAAUCAAAAAACAAAACAAAACCCACACUCCAAAAACAAACUAACAAAGAAUAAAUAAAUAAUAUAAAAAUAAAAUAAAUACUGCAGUCCUUA